Messenger RNA from Capsicum annuum, 630 nucleotides. Its product is annotated as cysteine-rich receptor-like protein kinase 10. The coding region runs from base 2 to 493 and encodes 163 amino acids. The record is from RefSeq and is a predicted model, not a curated record. Lineage: Eukaryota; Viridiplantae; Streptophyta; Magnoliopsida; Solanales; Solanaceae. The transcript has 2 exons.
GAUGUUCAAUCCGCAGAAUGUUAGUGAUCCGAAAAGGUUCUUGUCACUGCUCGGGAGCACGAUGGAUGAAAUAGCAAGUGUGGCUGCAAAUGAAAAUGAUCGUUCGGGGAGAAAAUUUGCUACUAAAGAAGCCAAUUUUUCAUCGCUUGAAAGAGUUUAUUCGCUUGCGCAAUGCACUCCUGAUCUGUCUGAAUCUUCUUGUGAUAGUUGCCUGAGAUUUGCUAUUGGGAAUCUACCGAGUGAUGGAAAGAAAGGCGGUAGAGUUAUCUUCCCCAGCUGUAAUGUUAGGUAUGAGACGUAUUCUUUUUAUAACAUUACUGCUGUCGCGCCACCACCUCCACCACCAGUUCGCGGUACUCCUCCUCCUCCUUCGAUAUCCAAUUCUUCAAGCAGCGAUGGAGGAAAAGGGGGAAUUGCAUCUGGUGUAAUCGUUGCCAUAGUUGUUCCAAUUGUUGUUUCAGUUCUACUAUUUAUAUUCGGUUUUUGUGGCUAAGAAGAAGAACCUCGCGAGAACUCAAUGUUGCAAAAGGUACGACAGUUAAAGUUUAACGUUUCAAUGAAGGAUGUUCAACUGAUCACCCUUCAUGGGCUCUAACUCCGGCUGUGUACUUAUUUUUAGACUUUCUUUGU